Megalops cyprinoides (Indo-Pacific tarpon) is the source of this 2717-nucleotide messenger RNA. RefSeq names its product fibronectin type III and SPRY domain containing 1-like (gene fsd1l). NCBI's taxonomy places the organism in Eukaryota, Metazoa, Chordata, Actinopteri, Elopiformes, Megalopidae. The record is from RefSeq and is a predicted model, not a curated record. The coding region runs from base 108 to 1631 and encodes 507 amino acids. The transcript is spliced from 14 exons. Gene Ontology annotation, molecular function: protein binding.
AGUGCUCCGCCUUGUUGCACGGUGGCCGUAUCGUCUUCAUUUCAGAGAAACUUGUACCUUCCAUGAACUGUAUUUGAAUUUUUAUUUUCGUUUCUUCUAUCCUCAGUAUGGACUCUCAAAAAGAGGCCCUACAAAGGAUAAUCACCACAUUAGCAAGCAAGAAUGAGGAGCUCCACAGUUUCAUUGACACAUUAAGCCAUUCACUGACAGGUCUACAGGUGAAUUCCACACAAGUGGUUUCAGACCUGGAAGAGGAGUUCGACACAUUGUAUUCUGUCUUGGAUGAGAUGAAGGAGAGCAUGACCAACAAAAUCAAACAGGAGCAGGCGCGGAAGUCACAGGAACUGCAGAACCAACUCACGCAAAGCACCAAUGCACUGGAAAGCUCAGAGGAGCUGCUGGAGUUUGCAAACAACGCCCUGGACAUCAAAGACGAAGAAGAGUUUGCCAAGGCUGCCAAACAGAUCAAGGAUAGGGUGACCAUGGCUCCCGCCUUCCGCUUGACUAUGAAACCCAGGGCCACCGACAACAUGACACACCUGAUGGUGGACUUCUCCCAGGAGAGGCAGCUGCUCCAGAACCUGAAGUUUCUGCCAGUCCCCAGAGCACCGGAAAUAGAUGUCCAGGACUGUCUGGUGGCAGAUAAUAUGAUCAGAGUGGCUUGGAGGAUGCCAGUGGAAGACAGUAAGAUAGAUCACUAUAUUCUGGAGUAUAGGAAGACAAACCACGAAGGGCUACCCAGAGUGAAAGAUGAGCGUUGCUGGGAGGUGGUGGAUAACAUCAAAGCCACAGAGUACUCGCUAUCAGAUUUAAAGUUCGACUCCAAAUUCAUGAACUUCCGUGUACGAGCAUGCAACAAAGCAGCAGCUGGAGAAUACUCUGACCCCGUAACCUUGGAGACUAGAGCAUUUAACUUCAACUUUGACUCCACAUCCUCACACCUCAACCUGAAAGUGGAGGACAGGAGCGUGGAGUGGGACCCACAGGGGGGUAAAGGCCUGGAAAGCAAGGUGAAGGGCAAGGAGAACAAGGGCAGCGCUCAUCUUACCAAUCUGAAGAACAUGUCAAGAAGUGGAACCCCCUCGCCCAAACGCACCUCCACAACGCGGUCGCCGGCGAUGAGGGGAAGCAGAGAUCGCUUCACAGGAGAAUCCUACACCGUACUGGGGGACACCAGCAUGGAGUCUGGUCAGCACUACUGGGAGGUGAAGGCCCUGAAAGACUGUAAGUCCUACAGUGUGGGUGUAGCCUACAGGAACCUUGGCAAGUUUGACCAGCUGGGAAAGACCAACACCACCUGGUGCAUCCACAUCAACAACUGGCUGCAGACCUCCUUUGCCGCCAAGCAUAACAACAAGGCAAAGACCCUGGAGGUCCCUGUGCCAGACAGAAUAGGAGUCUACUGUGACUUGGAUGGAGGCCAGCUUUCCUUUUAUAAUGCAGAAAACAAGCAGUUACUUCACACUUUCAAGACUAAAUUCAGCCAGCCUGUUGUACCAGCCUUCAUGGUGUGGUGCGGAGGCCUCACCCUGUCCACAGGCCUGCAGGUCCCCAGUGCAGUCAAGAGCUUCCAGAAGACUGAGAACGGGCUGGGUGGCUCCAACAGCAGCCUUAACAGCAUGCCUCAGUAGGCCACAGUCACCCAGGAACUCAUCCUCAACUUCCUGCUUCCUGUGCGAGUAGUGCCCUUCCUGUCAGUCCUGAAGAGUACAUCCAAACUGAAACCCGGGCGAGGCCCCCGAGAAGCUGGCGCCAUGUCUGGCCCGGGGGAAAAAAAGCCUGAGUCGCCUUCGCUGUUAAUGUACCUGAGCUCUCCACCCUUUAGGAAGCGCUGUCUGUCACGUUUCCAUGUGGGGAGGUUGUGUCAGGAAUGCUAGCCACUUAAUCAGGGAAUAGACGAAGAGUGCACUUUUUCAUUCUUGUUUUAGUUUGAAUGCUGAGUUUUAGAUCUCUUUCUUAAUUGGGUGUUUCCUGGCAUGAGAGACCCUGUCCACUACCAGCUGACACCUGUGUAAUUACUCGUAUUUAUUUUUUUUAGUUUGUUUCUUUUGUAUGUAUUCGUAUGAGUGUGGCAGUUGAGAUGGUUGAUGUCCAACCUCCAGUCAAGCUGAGGCAUUGUCCCUGGAUCCUCUACUGCAAUACACCACUGAAGAUGCAUAUCUGUCAUGUUGGAACAAAACCAGACUAACUUGUGCACUUCCAGAUGGUGCAUGGCAGUCAUAAAAGACUUUUGCUGUCCUGUGUAAAAUACAGUGGUGCAUUUGAUGCACCCCAUACUCCUAAUGCUCCUAAACCUCUGCCUGGAAUCUGCCCCAGAUGGACACGGCUGGAACAUGGACCGAUGGCUUUCUCAGCAGCUACUCAAAUGCUGCCCUGUUAGUGACUCACAUUCUGACAGAAUUUCAAAUGACUGAUAGAGGAAUAGUUUGAAUGAAAUAAACACAUUCAUGAAUCUUCAGACAAGGUUGUUCAUGUAAUGAAGGUUAACCAUUACAGAUUAGUUUGUUUUGAUUUUUUUUAAUAUACUGAAAGUGAUUUUUUCCAUCCAAAAGCUCCCUUUACCAAAGAUUUUUUUUUCAGCAUCAAGAAGUGGGGCCACUUAUGUAAUAAUGUGAAUUACACAGUAUCUUUUCAUGUGCCCCCUGGUGUUGAUUCACCUUAAUGGCUAUAAACUGCAUUAGAUCACUGAAGAAGGGAAAAAAUCAUUGUUCUAAAGC